Messenger RNA from Syngnathus typhle (broad-nosed pipefish), 2857 nucleotides. It is a transcript of the gene rprd1b, whose product is annotated as regulation of nuclear pre-mRNA domain containing 1B. The record is from RefSeq and is a predicted model, not a curated record. Gene Ontology annotation, molecular function: RNA polymerase II complex binding. Lineage: Eukaryota; Metazoa; Chordata; Actinopteri; Syngnathiformes; Syngnathidae. Gene Ontology annotation, biological process: mRNA 3'-end processing. Gene Ontology annotation, cellular component: RNA polymerase II, holoenzyme. The transcript is spliced from 7 exons. Bases 540 to 1532 code for a protein of 330 amino acids.
AGUGCGAGCUGCCAUUUUUUUUUGUGAUCAUUCUUCCUGAUUAGUUCAUCUAAAGGGAACUAUCUACCAGCCACUCCACUUUGACGGUUACCGAUUAAUUAAUCUUGCUGUUGUGCCGAACAGGUAUUCGCUUCUGAAUUACACAAGUUCUGGCAUUUGAACCAGCCUAAAGCGUAGGCGCGCACGUAGCAUGCGAAUGGCUACUUAGCUGUUGCUGGCUAAGCGUUAGCUGUGCCUGUAAACAAACACUUGAGCAAACUGCAUCUCGAGAGCCAACUCAAAAGCUGCACGUUUGUAGUUUCCGCAAAGUAUUCCCGUAGGUUAGUGACUAAUGGAACAUUAAAACAGUGAUUUGCUUGAGUAGCAAAGGACGCUCUUUUUUGUUGCUGUUUUAAUCUUGCGUGUAGUAGCGGGAAGUGCAACUAUAGUUUUGAUGACCGUGAUCCGAGUGGUUUCCCCCCACUAUCUCGAAGCUCCGUCAAUUUAGAGCGGAGUCGUGGUGAGUCUGCCCUGAAGGAGACGCGCACCAGUACGCGGACAUGUCGUCGUUUUCCGAGGCAGCCCUGGAGAAGAAACUGUCGGAGCUGAGCAGCUCGCAGCAGAGCGUCCAGACUUUGUCCCUCUGGAUCAUCCACCACCGCAAACAUUCGGGCCUCAUUGUCAAAGUGUGGCACAGAGAGCUGAAGAAAGCUAAAAAAACCAGGAAGCUGACGUUCCUCUAUCUGGCCAAUGAUGUUAUCCAAAACAGCAAGAAGAAAGGACCCGAAUUCACUAAAGACUUUGAGUCGGUCCUCAUUGAUGCCUGCUCUCAUGUUGCCAGUGAAGUUGAUGAGAGCUGCAAAAAGCACAUGGAGAGACUCCUGAACAUAUGGAAAGAGCGCAACCUCUACAGAAGUGACUUUAUUCAGCAGCUCACCCUGGCCAUAGAAGACUCCAACAGCCCUCAGCCUAUAGUAGAGGAAAAGAAACCGGUGAAACGAAGCUACCAGAAGAUCCAGCAAGAGGAAGAGGAGGAUGAGGAUGACGACUACAGAAGCAUCAGCUCCCCUCGUAGCAUGGACGCCUCCGCUAAUCAACUGACAGAGGAGUUGGUGAAAGCGCUGCAGGACUUGGAGAACGCCGCAUCAGGUGAUGCAGCUGUGCGACAGAAAAUCGCCUCGCUGCCGCAGGAAGUCCAAGAUGUCUCACUACUGGAAAAGAUAACUGAUAAGGAGGCAGCCGACAAUCUGUCCAAGACAGUGGACGAAGCGUGUCUUCUGCUGGCGGAGUACAACGGCCGCCUGGCCGCAGAACUGGAGGACCGGAGGCAGUUGGCACGCAUGCUGACUGACUACAUCAGUAGCCAGAAAGAGGCGCUGGUUGAGAGGGAGAAGAAGUUAGAGGAAUACAAGCAGAAACUUGCCCGGGUGACCCAGGUGAGGAAGGAGCUCAAGUCCCACAUCCAGAGUCUGCCCGACCUUUCCCUUCUUCCUAACGUUACAGGCGGUCUGGCACCGCUCCCCUCGGCCGGUGACCUCUUCUCCACCGAUUGAGUGGUGGAGCUCAGACCAGCUAGCCCCUUGUGUCGUCCCACACCCACCUACCAAUACACACCCUCAGCAUAACCAUUGCAGGCUCUGUGUUGCUUGCUGCGGCCUAAUGAGGUCAACAGUUACCAGAAGGACGAGAGACGGGUGGGACCAUGGGAUCGCCGUCGGGACAAUAACUUUAGGUUUUGUGAAAUCGCAGCAUUCUGCAGAGAAAACAGAGACUCUGUCUGCCUGGAUUUUCCCGCUUAGUUUCUACGCCACCAGCUUGGAGUUAGUUUGUUCCUGUUUGGUUUUAAUCAUUAUUUUUUAUUUGUAUCAUGGAAGUGAAUAAGGAGGCCAGGUUUAGUAGACCGAAGAUCCGGUUCUCGAGGGGCGUUCGUGGUGCUGUUUCUGUUACCUGGAUUGCAUAUGCUUCAUUGGCCUUAUUAGAGCUUGUGACUACACUGUGGUGAGAAUGUACCAUUGAGCAGUUGGAUUCGUUUUUCAAUGGUUUGUUUUGUUUUAAAUAGUUUUGGUGGAGGUUAAAGAGCCAGUGCCUUUGUGGCAGUCCAAAUCAGAAUUGAUUUACAAGUUGGCAUUUUUCAGAUUUUCACAACCACCUGUGCUUCAUUUUACCAUGUGCAGUAAUUGGCAAUUCAGACAAAAACAAAUUCUGAGUGGCUUCUUUCAAUUUCUACUUGAAUGUUGUUUACAGUUACAACUAAUGCAAUAAAUAGGGAAUGAAAUCAUGAAGUGCAAAUGAUUGACUGGAACAAAUCCUCACCAGUAAUCCACUAUAUCCAAGUAUUGCCCAUGCCCCAGUUGUGUAUCCAGAUGUCACAAAACAGCAACUGUGCGUUAGGUGAGUUUUACCUCCGUUUAAGGUCAGCAAGAGUGAAGUUGCUUCUUUUGGUUUAUGUGUAGCUCAUUUUCUUUUUGACUUGUCUGCAAUCAAAAAGAACUUUGAGAUGUCAGAAUGUCAGGAAUAUGUUGAGCUUUCACAGUGUUUGAGAAACCAAAGUGAGUGUGUGUAUUUUAUUUUUAUUUUUUAAUCCAGUCAAUGGUGGGCCUCCUGACCGAACACAUUAUUGGCCUAUAGUCAUUUAAAAAGAGUGUGUGAAAAUGUACAAAUGCCCGUGCAGCCACCGAAAGCCAGGAAGGACUUCAAAAAAACAACAGUAUGUGUCACUGUAGUUUAGUUACGUCUACUCUUACCCUCACGCUGUGCAGCCUGCGUUUCUUUUUGCAUAACCACCUUGUACAAGCUGGAGUCUACCUGUAGGGUAGUUUUAUUUCUGUAAUGAAAGUAAUCAAUGGAUGCCAAUAAAAUGGAACCAUUUGAACAAAAA